Molecule: messenger RNA, 1026 nt
Organism: Alternaria burnsii
Lineage: Eukaryota; Fungi; Ascomycota; Dothideomycetes; Pleosporales; Pleosporaceae
Product: glycerate-and formate-dehydrogenase
Exons: 2
Coding region: 1-1026 (341 amino acids)
Cellular component (GO): cytosol
Molecular function (GO): NAD binding; hydroxypyruvate reductase [NAD(P)H] activity; glyoxylate reductase (NADPH) activity
Source: RefSeq, a predicted model, not a curated record
AUGGGCUCCAUCACGCCACGGAGACCACAUGUUGUGUGUCUAGGCACCCCUCAGUAUAUUGGCAAAGAUUAUCUAGCAGAGUUCACCAAAGACUUCGACUUUCAAGUACUGGACGCAACCGAUCGUACUCAAGCUAUUUCAAAAAUCCCAGAACUCAUCGAGCGAAACGGGCCCAUAGAAGCCUUCAUAGUUCGCAUGGGCACACCGCCGUACGAACCUUUCGACUUUUUCGGUCCCCUCGUUCCGUCUUGUAAAAUCAUCACAUCGGCUUCUGCAGGAUACAACGAGUUUGACAUCGACUGGAUGAGCAGGAAUGGUAUCACAUUCUGCAACAGUGUAGAUGCCGUAGCGGAGGCCACGGCUGAUAUGGCCAUCUUCUUAAUACUUGCUACGCUCAGGAACACUACAAUGGCAGAGAAGAGCGUCAGAGCUGGAAAAUGGAGAAGCGGCGCAGGACUUGUACCAGCAACUGAUCCCAAUGGUCUAACAUUAGGCAUCGUAGGCAUGGGUUCUAUUGGCAAAUAUCUUGCAAGGAAGGCCGCAGUGUUCAAUAUGAAGAUCAAAUACUUCAAUCGUAGUCGCCUGUCGGAAAAAGCCGAGUUGCAUUACAACGCCACAUACUGCUCCUCACUCCACGAACUUCUUUCGUCCUCAGACGUGGUCUCCAUAAAUUGUCCACUCAACGCAGAGACAACGAAUUUGAUAUCAACUCUAGAAUUCGCUGCUAUGAAGCCCGGAACUUUUUUCAUAAAUACUGCAAGAGGCGCCAUCGUCAACGAAGCCGCGCUGAAAGAAGCACUUAUAUCCGGCAGGCUUGCACGAGCUGGGCUAGACGUGCUGUGUAAUGAACCGCAUGUAGAUUCAUGGUUUUUCGAGCAAGAUAAUGUGGUUCUGCAGCCUCAUCUAGGUGGACUGACGAACAUGGCAUUUCAUAAGGCGGAACGAGAAUGCUUUGAGAACGUUCGGAGUUUUUUCGAGAAUGGGCAAGCAAACUCGCCCGUCAACGUGCCGUUUGUCGGCCUUUAG